Striga hermonthica is the source of this 248-nucleotide messenger RNA. The record is from the annotation of a GenBank genome assembly. NCBI's taxonomy places the organism in Eukaryota, Viridiplantae, Streptophyta, Magnoliopsida, Lamiales, Orobanchaceae.
UCUUUCCCCCACUUCGAUGAUUGGGAGGUCAUCUUCGGGAAAGACAGGGCAUGUGGUGGUGAUGCCCAGUCUUUCGCAGACGCGGCGCAGGAUGUACAGCAAGACCCGCCGUACGAAGAAUACGAUGAGAUCCCUUCGCAGACCACGCAACCUACCCAUGGCCCGGGCAAUGAUGCCAGUCAGUCGUCGGGUACGACAUCUGAAAGUAAUUCCAAGAGAGGGGGGAAGACGAGGGGCACAAAAAGAAG